Molecule: messenger RNA, 1740 nt
Organism: Plasmodium vivax (malaria parasite P. vivax)
Lineage: Eukaryota; Apicomplexa; Aconoidasida; Haemosporida; Plasmodiidae
Product: eukaryotic translation initiation factor 5A
Exons: 1
Coding region: 727-1212 (161 amino acids)
Biological process (GO): positive regulation of translational elongation; positive regulation of translational termination
Molecular function (GO): ribosome binding; translation elongation factor activity; RNA binding
Source: RefSeq, a predicted model, not a curated record
ACCAAAGUAGUAGUCAGCAGCGAAGCGAAGCAAAGUGAAAUUUGCCUAAGUUGAGCCAACUUCACCCAAGUUUAGCAACCCAAACGUAUAGCAUAUACCGUGUAAAAGGCAUUUUAACAAGCAGUUAAAAAAUCCAACCCAAAGUGUUAAGUCGAAGCGCUGUGCACUCGCCAAACGCAACUUUUCUUUUUGUACCCAUUCGCAUAUUUAAAUCAGUGGAGGAAAAUCAAAAUAUAUAUGUAAUAUUUUUGCUAACUGCUCCAUAUGUAAAGAGAAAAUUUGAAGCUAUUUGCAAUUAAAAUACGAGGAAAAAAAUAAAAAGUUUUGCAAAGAAUUGCGCUUUUGAAAGGCAUUUUCACCAAAGGGACAUACAUGCUACGCUGAGUUUUCGUUGGAGAUACCAUUUUUUUUUUUUUUUUUUUUUAACCUACUUUAUUUUACAUUCCCCUUGUGGUUACCAAACCCUUUGCCACUUAGCGCUGCGCUGCUUCCCCAUUUGUUACUCCAUUUGUUAGCAUCUCCCCCGUUUUGUCGCGCCCGUUUUUAAACCUCCCUAACAACGCGCAGAGGAGUGUAAAUAUUAUAUAUGCAUAUGCAUAAGCGUACGUGUGUAUAUACCAGGCUGUAUUUCCCCGUUGAAGAAUAACCCCCAUUUCUUUAAACAAAAAAAAGGAACCCCUCCUUUUUCUCCUUUUUUCUCCUUUUUUUGGCCCCACUAUUUGCAUAAUGUCAGACCACGAAACGUAUGAUAACAUCGAUGCGGGAGCAUCCCAGACGUACCCUGUGCAGGCAGGUGCCAUAAAGAAAAACGGCCACGUGAUGCUAAAGGAGCAUCCUUGCAAAGUGGUAGAUUACUCCACGUCCAAAACGGGAAAGCACGGUCAUGCCAAGGCACAUAUUGUAGGCAUCGACAUUUUUACGGGAAAAAAAUAUGAAGAUAUAUGCCCCACCUCUCACAAUAUGGAUGUUCCUGUGGUGAAGAGAACUGAGUUGCAGCUGAUUGACAUUACAGAGGAUGGUUUUGUUUCUUUACUGUAUGAUAAUGGAGAGACAAAGGAUGACUUGAGCUUACCAAAGGACUCGGAUGGCAACCCCGAUGACGUGGCCAAGCAGAUUCGUACCCUCUUCGAUGGCGGCAAGUCUGUGCUGGUCAGCGUGUUGUCCGCGUGUGGCCAGGAGAAGAUCAUCGCGGUGAAGGAGUUGUCCUCCUAGGCGUCUCAGCGCACGUCUCGGUGUACCAUCCACAUGCUGCUACGCUUCUACACCCGUCUGCACUCACGUCUACACUCGCAGCUCUGCUUUUUUACCCUGGGGCCCCUCCACAGGGAAGCUUUCCCACCUGUGCGCUGCCCCCACUUCCAUGCUGCCCCCACUUCCAUGCUGCCCCCACUUCCAUGCUGCGCCCACUUUAAUGCUGCCCCCCCUUCGCCCACCUGCACGCGCACGUAUAUAAAACUAUAUGCACAUUUAAAAGAGGAUAAUACGAAAAUUAUUUUUUUGUAAAUUCAUCCUGCUGCAUGGAUGGGACGAUCUGGACGGGUCGAACGGAACAGAGCCGAGCGCAGCCUAGCGCAGCCGACCGGCCAACGAGUCAUCUACCUUCCUAGCUGCUCACUCAUUGGUUCGUUUUUGUGCCACAGAAAUAAAUUUUUUUUUUUUUUUCUCCCCCACUUACGAAUACGCCAAACGAACACACACCUGCGCGCAUGCGCGACUCUUUAACGAAAUCGACGGACUGUG